Molecule: messenger RNA, 2266 nt
Organism: Amphibalanus amphitrite
Lineage: Eukaryota; Metazoa; Arthropoda; Thecostraca; Balanomorpha; Balanidae
Product: sarcoplasmic calcium-binding protein-like
Exons: 5
Coding region: 187-933 (248 amino acids)
Molecular function (GO): calcium ion binding
Source: RefSeq, a predicted model, not a curated record
GUCCAGACGUAAAUAUGCGGCGGGCGGCGGGCGCGGCGCGACUCAAUGUAAACAGAGUCGCGGGGCGGUGAGGUUCUGUUGGAGGGCGGUCGGAUUGCAGCAUCAUUUCAGUUACCGGUUGUCGGUGAGGAAGGACGGCGCCGAGUCGACCUCUGACUGAGACCUCGAGUGACCCGUUGGACCGCCAUGAACACCCUGGGGAGACUGAUGGGGGUGACGCUGAGGGCUGCGGCCUCUCGACCUCACCUGACCUGUCGCGGAGUCGGCAUCGGACAGCGCCAGAGGAUGCUCUGCUACCAGCACUACUGCACCAUCCAGAGGGCGGGUUCGAGCGAGUUCUGGAAGCGCAAGAUGGUGACGCUGUUCCAGCUGCACGACACGGACGGGGACGGCCGGAUCGACUGGACCGACUAUGUGCGCGUACAGACGCGGCUCUGUCAGAACACCGAUAUCGGCAUGAAGGAGGAGGUCGAGGCCAUGCUCAACUUCCGGAGGCUGUGGGAGUACUGGCUGGGCGAGGUCAGCGACCCGCACUCCAGCAUCACCCAGGAGGAGUUCAUCAAGGCGCUACAGCACGCUAUCAACCAGCCGGCCUACAAGACCACCGACAAGAAACAGAUGCCCGUCUGGGCCUUCUUCUACAAGAUUUUCGAGAUGAUUGACACCAACGGAAACCGCAUCAUCUCGCCCCGCGAGUACAAGACCUUCUUCAGGGCCUACGGACUCUCAGACGAGAUGGCAGAGCGGUCGUUCCAAGCCAUCGACCAGAACAACGACGGCUUCCUGAGCAUCGACGAGUUCGUCAACGUCGCCAUCGACUUCCUGUACUCUGAGGACGAGAACUCGAUCGGGAAGGACUUUUUCGGCGUGCUCGUGGACGAGCUGCCGGAGACCGUGCGGACCAUUGACCCGCAACAGGUGGUCUCUGGUUGAACGGUAGGGGUCUGUCUGGGUCUGGUCGUAACUGGCUGACCCGCCCGUCUGUUAGUGAGAUGGUCCUGCGGCGGAGGUAGCUCCAGGCUCUGGAAGGAGUUUCUACUUGAGUCCUGGAGGGCCAACGCGCCACCAGCGAGAUGAUGGAAGGACCAAUGGAAGGACGGACAGGCGAGCAGGUCUGACAUGGCUCUGAGAGCUGUAUUUGUGGCGCCAGUCUGCUGCGUGUCGGUGUCUGAAACUCUGGACUGCUCGGCGACUGUGGGGAGAAUCCCCAGCUCCUCGACUGGCAAGCUGUGGUGAAGACUGAGGAUUGAGGACCACACAGUCUCACGACAGGACGCCGCACGUCGACAUGCAAUACAGAGUCAGGGACAGAACUGGCGGCCAAGGGCUGGAGAGAGGCGACCCGCGGGAGGUGACGGCAGGACUCGGCUGUGCCGCCGUGUCAGAAUCUGGAGACCGCACACAGCUGUGAGGGCGGUGCCGCGACAGACCAGUGAGCCGUCUGUCCUGCGGAGAGAGAGAGAGAGAGAGAGAGAGAGAGAGAGAGAGAGAGAGAGAGAGAGAGAGAGAGAGAGAGAGUCGCGGCUGCCGCAGCUCUGCUGUGUAGAACUGUGGUCAGCCGAGCCGCCAGGCUGUGUAUCUGUUUCUGUACACCGAUCUGUGGACUGACUGGGAGGGGCCGCGGGCCGCCGUCACCAUCAGACGGGACGGAAUGGCGAGCGGAGCCGCGACCCCGCGCUGUGAUCUGUAGCCUCUGGGCGGGUGCUGUAGCCUCCUACUGUGACACAACUCUGUUUGAUAAGUAAAUCAUGGACCACUGAACUGACAUCCCAGGCGCGGGGCUGCUGUUUUUUUCUUGCUCUCCUCCGGACGUCUGUCAAGUGGACAGAUUCCUGCAGGCAUGGGCCCGUUUUUCUGUUCUAACCACCUGGACUGAAGCAUCGUAUUUAUUUGAUAUUCUAUGGAUGUUGAAGUUUCUGGGUCGGUCUCGGGCUGCUUGAGACGGCUCAGCUCAAAGUUUGUGGGGCUCCCACGCAACCAGGUAACCACGCAACAAUUUAUUUACUUCUGCAUAUUAUCAUGGAAUGGUCAAUAAUUAUGGUAAAGGUAAAUUCAACGGAACGAUCUGUUAUGUCUUCCACACGGUCAUGGCGUUGACUUGUCGGCCCCUUGUAUAAGACAGUACUAACGGAAUUGGUUUUUAGCCCCGCAAUUGGUGGUGUGGUCGUUGUGUUAAUUACAUUUUGUACAUAGUGUAAUGAAUACUGGACUCUGCUGUGAAUACUACUGUGCGUAAUGGGAUGAUAAUACAAAUGUGAUGAAUUUA